AGGAAGAAACUAGUCAUCGCCACUCAUCACGCAAAGAUGAUAAUCUGGAGAGAGAAAACAAACCAGGUGUUGAGAGGAGGAGGAAAAUGUCAAAAUCCUAACGGAAAAAACCCGAGAAAUAGCGUCAAAUAAUCCUCCUAAAACAAUGUCUGGCGCAAAUCGACUUAUCAAUCCACCCAAACCCAACCAAGGCCACCUCUCCUCCGCCGUCGAGAUGACUACGCCCAACUGCCCUAUCACCCCGCGCAGCCGCACCGGCCCUAUGUUCCUCGGUGUCGACGUCGGCACCGCAAGCGCACGCGCAGCCAUUUUUAAUAACCAUGGACGGCUUUUGGGGUUUGCUACUAGCCCCAUUCAGAUCUGGAAAGAUGGUGACUGCGUUGAGGAAUCUUCGACCGAUAUCUGGCAUGCGAUUUGCACAGCUGUCAGAUCAGCAUGCUCUGUUGCACAAAUUAAAGGGGAACAAGUGACCAGUUUGGGUUUUGCGGCUACCUGUUCACUUGGUAUGUGA
This is a messenger RNA of Salvia hispanica, 511 nucleotides long. The record is from RefSeq and is a predicted model, not a curated record. NCBI's taxonomy places the organism in Eukaryota, Viridiplantae, Streptophyta, Magnoliopsida, Lamiales, Lamiaceae.